AUGGGUGAUGCGAAGGUAAAGCAGCAGCCCUUUUUCGGGAAUCAAAUUCACCAUCACCAUCAUCAUCAUCAGACUCACGAAUCGCCCUCCGGUACAACAUCGAAAGCAAACGGUACCGUUACCAUGGAAACGGUAGUUAUGGAUCCAAAGCAUGCCACAGGUGGGCUGUUACCGGUAAGCCCCCAACAACAACCAGGCAAGGAUACAAUGAGCGGUAACAACGGUACACCUGUUGCGGGAAAAGACAAGAGUCCUGCUAGUCUUAAGUACGAGCAGCUGAAACUUCGCAAGCAAGAGCUAGAAAAGCGCCUCAAUGAAAAAUAUAGCCAACUGCAGCAAAUAAAGCGCGAAGAAGCGCAACUGAUUGGGAUGUAUCCGAGCGAUUUCAGCUGCGGCAUCGGCCCAUCCAGUUCGUCCGAUGGGGUGAAUGGAACGUCCGGAACGGGUAGUGGCGGUGCUGGAACGGGCAACGGAGCUGCGCCAACGUUACGACGCAAAAUCGGUACCAGCUUUAAGCUGCCGGAAAAUCUGCUCAACAACAAAGAGGACGACAUUAACAAACUGCUGCUGGAGAAACAAAUACAGCAGCAAAUAUCAGAAGCAUCGCUGCGGUUGGCGAACGAUACCGGCCAACCCAAAUCCGUACGCCGAACGCAUAAACAAAAUUACGAAAUGGCCCAGCAGAAGCUGUUAGCGAUCAAUCAGAACUUAAGCGUACUGAAGAAACGCCAACAGCAGAAAGAGCAACAGCAGCAGCAGCAACAGCUAAAGGACCAGCAGGCACAGCAAGCCAAUGAUCAUCGGCCCACCUCACGGGAUGAUAUCGAUCUGCAUAAAACGGCCCAGGUGAAUCGGUUCCGAUCGAACAGCAACAGCAGCAGCAUGCUGAUGCACCUUUCCGAACGGCGCAAUUCUGUCAAAUCCAAUACCUCCUCCAAUGCGUCCGGUAGCAUUACGGGGCAUCAUAUGAUGCAGCAACAUCAGCAUCAUCAACAGAUGCUACAGGUACAAAUACCCGGUGGUCAUUAUCAUCUUUCGCAACAACCGCAGCAUCAGCAACAGCACCAGAGUCAACAGAUAUCGCCUUACUCAAUUCACAGCGGUAUUAUACCGUCCGGUUCGCAGAGCAUGACAUCGGCCGCCUCGGCUGCCAUGAUAUCCCAGCUCAGCAUGCUACGGCACCGUGCCCGAACGGAUAGCUUCCCGGGUAUAGCGACAAAUUACGAUUCCGCCUCGGCUGGUUCCGGCACAACGGAGCAAAGCCUUAAAAUGUCGCCGCUCAGCGGAAGUGGAAGUAUUGCCAGUGGAGGCAGCAACAUGCAGCAAGCAGCGUCGUCCACCCACGGCCAUCAUCAUCUACAUCCGCAUCACCAUCACCAUCAUCAGAUCGGUCCGGGACCGGGUAGAAUGAACAGACUGAUACAGCAACAAAUGGGGAUGAAUUAUAGUCCGCCGGCUCCGAGUGGCGCCAGCACCACCACCACUCCUGGAUAUGUGCUCUCCCCUACGUCAGUUGGAGUUUCGCCGGGCGGAAACGGAACCGGCCAGGCGUUCGUUUACGAUGCGAAAGUGAUCUCAAGGCUGCAAGGUGGUGGCGCAGGUGUUAACAACAAUGCUCGCUCACCGCAAGCAGUGAUAGCGUCUUACGGUCACAUUGUAAAUGAUCAGAACUAUUGCCCCAAUACGAUGACUGCUGCGGGACAAAGCGUAACUACUGCAGGUGGAGCUCCUGGGUAUGACUACACGACGCACGAUCCAGCAGCGUCAUCUGUCCCAGCCGGUCUUGGAGGAUAUUGGAUGACGCUAGAGAACGGUGAAAAAGUAUGGUGCUCCGUCGAUAGUCGUCAGUUUUCGAGUCUUGACCGUAAGCAACAAAGUACCGGUGUUGGUGGGAGUAUGAAGCUAUCGCGUACGAGCACCAAGCUGAGCGGAGGUGGCCCCAAAUCAUCGGGCCAGUUCGGUGCAGUAACACCGGCUGUGAAAUCUUCCUCCCUGGGUAACUUCCAGGAGUAUAUCGGGAAAUCGUCGUCGCUGGAUGACAAUGACAUGAUGUCUGUGCAGCCGGAUGCCAUCUCUGUCACGUCCGGUUCCAGCGAGCAUAAAAAGCGCGAGAAGGUAUGGCGCGAAACGUCACUUGACAGUCCGGUGGUGAAACAUAAAGCACUGCCACCGGUUCCACCUUCAUUGUCCGGGCAAGGUCAGAUGUCACCAUCGUCAAUCGGUAGCGGACAAUUGAUGGGUUCACCGCAUGGUGGCGUGGUACCACAGUCCCCGCCAUAUAUUCCACCGAUGAGUAGCAAUCCUUCCACGGCUCCACUACACAUUAACACGAACGUUUCUGGGUACGGUGGACCAUGCUCGCCUUUGCUACUUUCGCCACAACAGAUGCGUUACUAUCAGCAACGACAGCAACAGCUGCUGGAACAACAACGGCAAAGGAUAAAGCUGCAACAGGUGCAACAGCAACAACAAUUUCACACCGUCUCAAAGCAACAGGAAUCCGUGUCGCCCCGGUCACCGAUGGGUUCGAUAGGUGGUGGAAUACGUAAUUCAUAUCAAUCGCAACCAGACCCUCCAAUUAUGCCACCCUACCAGUCGCGACAUCAGCAUCCGCCACCUCCUCCAUUGCCACCACCGAACCAACACCAUUAUCACCAUUCGCAGCAGCUGCAGAAUCGGUUGCAGCAUCCACCUUCAACGCCUGCCCAACCACAACAUCUGGACCUCUUGCCAUCUAUUUCCGCCCAUCAUUCGCCCUCCCUCGGUCAUCAUCGUGCAACGAGUGCUCAGCAUCAGGCCGAUUCCGGCUAUUAUCCGCUUGCAGGACAUCUCUCCAACACGCUCUCCUCCCGGCAUCCGGAUCUGGUCAUUUCACCCACGCUAUCGCAAGCAUCCUCCCACACGCUUACCUCCGUUGUGCAGGCGUUACCGGUCAUUGGAGGUUUAGAAGAAAACGGACUUUCUGGUCCAUCCUCGCCAACACCUUCCGCCGGUAAGGUACAGGGAACAGCAGCCGCGCCACCAUCCGACAUACAGAUGGAAUCACCCAAAAACAUGACCGUUGUCCAACAAGGCAAGAUUAUGCCCUACAAGGAGGUGACGAAACCGUUUGAGAUGUCCGAUUUCUACAAAUAUUCCACCAAAUACCGGCAAAAGCAGCAGCAACAGCAGCAGAACCAGCUGCAACAGUUGUCCCCAUCGGAGGUGGGUAGCCCGGUAGGGAACGAUGGUGAUCCGGCAGGUGGUGGUGACGGCAUUCAUAAAGGCAUCUACCAGCCACCUAAUCGGUCGAUCUGUCAACCGCUCGUGAACCACUACAACUGA
This is a messenger RNA of Anopheles marshallii, 3324 nucleotides long. RefSeq names its product AT-rich interactive domain-containing protein 1B (gene sstn). The record is from RefSeq and is a predicted model, not a curated record. NCBI's taxonomy places the organism in Eukaryota, Metazoa, Arthropoda, Insecta, Diptera, Culicidae. Bases 1 to 3324 code for a protein of 1107 amino acids. Gene Ontology annotation, biological process: establishment of epithelial cell polarity. The transcript has a single exon.